This is a messenger RNA of Gadus macrocephalus (Pacific cod), 6122 nucleotides long. RefSeq names its product solute carrier organic anion transporter family member 3A1-like. Bases 776 to 2878 code for a protein of 700 amino acids. The transcript is spliced from 11 exons. Gene Ontology annotation, molecular function: protein binding. Lineage: Eukaryota; Metazoa; Chordata; Actinopteri; Gadiformes; Gadidae. Gene Ontology annotation, biological process: prostaglandin transport; transmembrane transport; sodium-independent organic anion transport. Gene Ontology annotation, cellular component: membrane. The record is from RefSeq and is a predicted model, not a curated record.
GAGUGACUGAGGCAGGGGAGAGAGAGAGAGAGAGAGAGAGAGAGAGAGAGAGAGAGAGAGAGAGAGAGAGAGAGAGAGAGAGAGAGAGAGAGAGAGAGAGAGAGAGAGAGAGAGAGAGAGAGAGAGAGAGAGAGAGAGAGAGAUGGAAAUAGAUCUUCAGAUCUAGAAAUUGAUUCAUCCAUAUAUCAAUAGAAGGUGGGCUACGUCAGAGGUGUUAGUCAGGUCUCGAGACGGCAGCCUAUAGGAGGGUGCAGCGGUAGCAGCAGCAACAGCAGCGAAGUCGAGUGCGUGUGAGCCGAGUGUGUGUGUGUGUGUGUGUGAGCGUGUCUGGAUUGGCCUGCGCCCGAAGUCUCUUCGCCGACUCGUGGGAAGCGCCGUAAAAGCUCGAACGUGGAAGCGAAACGUGAAGUGCGUUUAACAACAGUUGCUGCGACGUUCCGACGGUGCCGUUACGCAGCAGGGGUGGGGGGGGAGGGGGGGGGGGCUAUAGAGACGACACCGGGAGUUCUACGGCAACACCGUUUUUUGCAGGAGCCCCAUCCGCGCCGCUACCACCACGGCCCAGACAAGACGAUGUGUUGUGCUGAGUGGACAUAGCCCGCAUCCACAGAGCGUCCGGUGACGACCACCACCCUCCACCACCACCACCAGCCUCCUGCAGCCCUCAGUGCAGCCCCGCGUCCUUGCUUGCAGAUGGUGAUCGGCGGACGGACAGACCUCGGCCCGAUUCAUGCCGCCGAACGCGCCCGGAGCGUGAGACCCCACGAGUAGAAGCAUGCAGGUGAAGAAUCAGCAGAUAUGCACCGAAAGGAGCACCGGCGACGACCCGGAGCAGGAUGACAGCCAGAAGAAGACGUCGUGCUUCUCCAACAUCAAGAUCUUCCUCGUGUCGGAGUGCGCGCUCAUGCUGGCCCAGGGCACGGUGGGCGCCUACCUGGUGAGCGUGUUGACCACGCUGGAGCGCCGCUUCAACCUGCAGAGCGCCGACGUGGGCGUCAUCGCCAGCAGCUUCGAGAUCGGCAACCUGGCGCUCAUCCUCUUCGUCAGCUACUUCGGCGCCAAGGCCCACAGGCCGCGCCUCAUCGGCUGCGGGGGCAUCGUCAUGGCGCUGGGCGCGCUGCUGUCGGCGCUGCCCGAGUUCCUCACGCACCAGUACGAGUACGAGGCGGGCGACUCGUGGCACGCCGACGAGGGCCGCGACAUCUGCUCCAACACGUCGCGCACGGAGAGCCGCGAGGCGGGCUUCAGCUGCGGCAACCGGGCCAACACCAACAUGAUGUACCUGCUGCUGAUCGGCGCCCAGGUGCUGCUGGGCAUCGGGGCCACGCCCGUCCAGCCGCUGGGUGUGGCGUACAUCGACGACCACGUGCGCCGGAAGGACUCCUCGCUGUACAUCGCUAUCCUGUUCUCCACCCUGGUGUUCGGUCCAGCCUGUGGCUUUAUCUUAGGUUCUGUUUGCACCAAAGUCUACGUGGACGCCGCCUUCAUCGACACAAGUAAACUGGACAUCACCCCGGACGACCCGCGGUGGAUCGGCGCGUGGUGGGCGGGCUUCCUGCUGUGCGGUGCCUUACUCUUCUUCUCGUCCCUCUUCAUGUUCGGCUUCCCCCAGUCGCUGGACCCCCAGGACGUGGACAGCGGGGUGGAGAGCGAGCAGGCCAUGCUGCCCCCCUCCCUGAACACAGAGUACAACAAGCCCGGCAACGCCGCCGUGCUCCACUUUGAUGUCAACAGCGGCCUCACCGUCUGUCAGCAUCUACGAGUCAUACCUCGGGUGACCCGCUUCCUGCUGUCCAACCCCGUGUUCACCUGCGUGGCGCUGGCGGCCUGCAUGGAGAUAGCGGUGGUGGCGGGCUUCGCGGCCUUCCUGGGGAAAUACCUGGAGCAGCAGUUCAACCUCACCACCUCCUCAGCCAAUCAGCUCCUUGGGAUGACCGCCAUCCCCUGUGCCUGCCUUGGUAUCUUCCUGGGUGGGCUGCUGGUGAAGAAGCUCAACCUGUCGGCUCUGGGGGCCGUACGCAUGGCCAUGCUGGUCAACCUCAUCUCCACCGCCUGCUACGUCUCCUUCCUCUUCCUGGGCUGUGACACCGGGCCGGUCGCCGGGGUAACCGUCCCCUACGGCAACGAGACACUGAGGUCCAGGCAGCGGCUGGAGCCCGCCUGCAUCAGUAACUGUAACUGCUACACCUCCUCCGUCAGCCCCGUGUGCGGCUCCAACGGCAUCACCUACCUCUCCGCAUGCUUUGCCGGCUGCACCAAACCGAACCUGACAAGCUGUACCUGUAUCUCUUCGAACCGGGAGGAGGCAGUGGCUCUCCCGGGGAAGUGUCCGAGCCCGGGCUGCCAGCAGGCCUUCCUCACCUUCCUCUGCGUCAUCUGUGUGUGCAGCAUGAUCGGCGCCAUGGCCCAGACGCCCUCCGUCAUCAUCCUCAUCAGAACUGUGAGUCCAGAGCUGAAGUCCUACGCCCUGGGAGUCUUGUUCCUGCUGCUCAGACUGAUAGGCUUCAUCCCCCCUCCCCUCAUCUUCGGCAUGGGCAUCGACUCCACCUGCCUGCUGUGGAGCCGUGUGUGCGGGGAGCGCGGCGCCUGCAUGCUGUACGACAACGUGUCCUACCGCCACCUGUACGUCAGCAUCGCCAUCGCGCUCAAGACCUCCGCCUUCCUGCUCUACACCACCACCUGGCGCUGCCUGCGACGCAACUACCGCAAGUACAUCCCCAACGGCGAGGGCUACCUGACGCCCACGGAGAUGCUGGCGUCCAGCGUGACCCUGGACAACCUGGGCAAGGAGAUGACCCACGAGCCCAACAGCCAAACACAGUUCAUCUACAACCUGGAAGACCAGAGCACCGCAGACAACAUGGAGUCCGCCUUAUAGGGGGAGACAGGUUCCGGAGGAGAAACAGACAGGUUCAAAUACAGCAGCAAGGAAACAGUGACUCCACUUCUCAUCCACUCUUAUGAAUGCGACCAGAAACCCGUUGUCAUGACGACCAGCCUCCCUAGAAACAGCCACCUGCUCUGUGUGACUUCUCUUUUUUUUUUUUAUCUUCUCUUUUUUUUUUUACAGAUUAGUGGGGUCAUUGUUUUCCCCCCCAAAAAAAAUCUUACUUUGUCAUUUCAACUCUUCUCACAAGACUUGAAGACCGACGCGACCCAUCCAGAGCCGACCGGGUCCAAGGAGCAUCACAGUAGUAACCCUAGUUACCGUGGCCACCCUGCUAGCCGUAGGCUCGUUGAAAGAGAGAGAGAGAGAGAGAGAGAGAGAGAGAGAGAGAGAGAGAGAGAGAGAGAGAGAGAGAGAGAGAGAGAGAGUGAAAGAGAGAGAGAGAGAGAGAGAGAGGGAGAGGGAGGUAGAGAGGGAGGUAGAGAGAGACAGGUAGAGAGAGAGGGAGAGAGAGAGGUAGAGAGAGAGGUAGAGAGAGAGAGAGUGAAAGAGAGGGAGAGAUUGAGAUGUUUGUCGACAUAUACAAAAGAAUCCCUGGGGGUGUUGCUGGAGUUUGACCGCACGCAAUGGUUUGCUUCAGGGCACGUGGUCAGAAGGAAUAAACCUGGCGUUAAUUAUUCAAUAUCUCUAAAAAAUGUAAAGAAUCCAGUUUACUGAAAGUGCUAUUAUUUUUGUUAACUACUGAAUUGCGUUUCAUACUUUUCAAAGUGAUUCCAUUACUAUUAUUUUAUAAUAUUUCUGAGAGUAAAUGGCUCUCUUUUUUUUUAAGAGUGAUAAUUUUUUCAGAUGUGAGAGAAUAUUGUUCUGUUUCUGGGCAGCUUGUAACUGUUUGCCAGUCUGUGGAUGUUGGAGGUUUUGGUUUUCAUGUUGAGUCACCGCUGUUAGCUCGUAGCUAGUUCGUAGCUGUUCCCUUUACGACGUCACCCAGAACGAGCUGUCCAAUCAGCACAGACCGUGGCCUUUAGUUCCUGACAGUUCGACAUGUUCUCUUACCGGAACGCCUCUGUCAGCAGAUCUAUUUUAUCAUUUCCUCGGUUUGUUUUUAGAACCAAAUCUCCCAAACCGAAACCGUCAAAGCGCUUCUGACUUUAGCCGUUAGCCGUCGCCUGCGCCCCGAAAUGGCAGUUUAAUUCCGAAGUCCCCCCCCUCCAACCCCAAACCCCCCCGCUGUUUCCGUGGCAACGAAGCAUGAGCGCGAGCACGUAGUGGCUUGGCGUCAUCGCUCCAGUACGCUCCCAGUAGCACACACACGGCGUCGGUGAUGAUGAUGUUGAUGACGAUGACGAUGAUUAUGCUACUUCCAGAUUUCACCCUGUGCCGAAGAGGUGGCGGAUAGAGCUUUGGCCGAGACCACGAGUUUGACUACAGCAUGCCAGUAAUGCAUGCAGUUUAAGAACAAUAAAGUUAUAUCCAGUAUAUGAUACAACAGGCGCCGAGGCACAUGAUUGUCAUGGUGACAGUUAAAUCCACGCCUUUGAGAUUUAGCCAUGAAAAACGAGAGGGGGAUUAUUAUAAUGCAUAGUGCAUUGUGUGGAUGGCAAACCUUCUCUAUAUAUCUAUCUUAUGUGUUAUCUACAGCGGUCGUCUAGACUGUGGUUUGGAAGGGAGUCGCUGCGCACUGCGGUGACGUAUGGACCGUUUGAUCUAUGGGAUUCAUAGUUAGCACAUAGUGUCAGAGGAUCUAUUCGUACAGGGAGUACCGCGUAUUGUCCUUUUUCCCGGGCUUACUUUGUAAGAAUUUAAUAUGUUUUGCAUCAAAAACAUGGACUGCAUUUUUUUCUUUUUUUUUCUUUACCACUGUACUGUUAAAAAUACCUGAGGACUAAUUUAAUAUAUUGAGACGAUGGAAUGCUUCCGCCUGUAAGGUUUAAAACCGUGUGUCUUUUAAUUAUCUAUUAAGAGGCUGUUAAGAGUCUAUUCAGAGUCUGUUAAGGUUCUGUUAAGGGACUGUUAAUGGUCUAUUAAGAGUCUUUCAAAAGUCCCUUAAGGGUCUGUUAAGAGUCCCUAAAGACUCCAUUAGGAUUUGUAUUAUGCCGCGCGACACCUAUGAUACUGGUGUCCCAGCUCCUUGUCUUUUGUUUUGUAAGGGCAGGUCUUAAGUAUUCGUUUCCUUUUCCUGUUUCUGGAGCCAAACUGUCCAGUUGCCUAAUGUCUAGUUUAGCCUGUGGUGUUCAUUUGUCACCAACUCACCGUAAAAAAAAAAACUACAACAAUAACAAAAACUACAACACCCAGCACUGACUCCUUCCGUCCGCAGUAGCGAAGAAGGCAGGAUGGGUAGAGCUGUGUUGGUAGGACUAUCUCUCUCUCUGCUUUGUACUGUACAGCGGAACACAGCACUACAUAGCUUUAGACACUAGGGGCAGUAUACGACAAGAUACAACGAUACAAGACUGACCACAGCAGUAUGCAGUCUGCUGGCGUCACGUUGAAAUGUCACUACUGUCCACUGGUCUAAACGACCCCUGAACCUUGACCCACGACCCCCGACCUAUAGCACCAUUAGCUGACACGCAGACAUGUAGAAUUCUGCUUGGAGGACUGGGGUACAGACACACACACACACACACAUAGAAAUGAAUAUGCAUAACAUGUAUAAGUAUGCGCAGAAACAUAUACAAACACACACACAUAACCACAGAUACUUUCACACACGGCUAUGCAUGCACAAACACACACACACACACACACAUAAGCACUCACAUACAGACACACACCCCCGCAAGCAUGCACAUGUACACACACGAGCUCUUCAACACACACAAGCACACACACACACACAACUCUCACUAAAUUACUUACACACACAGACAAGCAAUACCACAGACACACACACACACACACACACACUUACAGACACACACACGCACACAAGCACUCACUCCCACAGGACCCUUGAGUUCUUUGUAGCCUUUUGUGAUGAUGCCUCAUUUUGUUUCUAGCAUAUCAAAAGUGUCCCAACUUGUAUUGCCUAUAAAUGCUGUAUAACCAUGUUAUUUAGGAUGUAUUACUUGUUCUGAUGUAGUUUUUCUUUCUACGCGUGGAUUUGCUGUCUUACUUUAGACGAUUCUCUCUUUCCAUCGAGGCAAGCGGAUCGAUGUUUUGUGUUUCAGUCCAAUUGAUGAAAAAAAAAAAAUACAACAAUGUUUUGCUUGAAAAUGGCACCAAUGUUGAA